Messenger RNA from Drosophila willistoni, 868 nucleotides. RefSeq names its product coiled-coil-helix-coiled-coil-helix domain-containing protein 10, mitochondrial (gene Chchd2). The record is from RefSeq and is a predicted model, not a curated record. Gene Ontology annotation, biological process: mitochondrion organization. The coding region runs from base 88 to 576 and encodes 162 amino acids. NCBI's taxonomy places the organism in Eukaryota, Metazoa, Arthropoda, Insecta, Diptera, Drosophilidae. The transcript has 2 exons. Gene Ontology annotation, cellular component: nucleus; mitochondrion.
GAUUGCCAUUCAGUUAAAAGUCAGAGUGCUAAGAUAAAGAAAAAAUUUCGUAGUAGAAAUAAUUUAAACAAAUAACAACAAGACAAUAUGGUACGCCGUGGACGUUCAGCUAGCCCCCCUCCCUCGACCAGACGCGCCGCUCCGGCCCCAGCCGCUGCUCCAGUGCCGGCACGUGUAGCUGCCCCACCACCAGCCGCACCUGUCCAUGCAGCACCACCACCAAGUGCCGUUGGUAUGCCGGCUGCCCAGCAGCCUUCCAUGUUCCAACAAAUGGCCGCCACCGCUGGUGGUGUGGCUGUUGGAUCGGCCAUUGGACACACUGUUGGACAUGGCCUCACAUCUCUAUUCAGUGGCUCCGACAAGGAGGCAGCAGCACCAGCUCCAGCUGCAGCUGCUCCAGCGGCCCCACAACAGCAGCAGCAAUACUUUGCCCAGCAGCCAAAUGAACCACAAGGCGCAUGCGCCUGGGAAAUCAAACAGUUCCUGCAAUGUGCCCAAGGUCAAUCUGAUUUGAGCCUCUGCGAGGGCUUCAACGAGGCCCUGCGACAGUGCAAGGUGCAACAUCAUUUGCAGUAGUGGGAAGCAGCAAACAACCAGCAAACUAACUAAAUAUCCUAACUAAAUAACCAUCCCCCCUCAACAAAAAAUGGCGAAAAUGUUAAACAAAAAAAAAAUUUAACUUGUUCUCCUCCUUUUUUUUUUUGCUUUCUUUCGUUUAGUUUUAAUUGUUAAAUGCAUAAAGCACAUAUAAAAAAAUCUUUGUUUAAUUGUAGAAAAAAGAAACAAAUAAGAUAAAUUAUCAAUAUAAAGCAGUGAUUCUCGAGAAACUACACCACCCCCUCCCGGGAAUCAUUGCGGAAAACAAAAA